CUGUGUGUUGUUCUCUUCUACCGGCUGAGACAGAGAUGGAGUGAUAAAGAUCAGUACAUGACGUGAUUCUGUGGUUAAGGGGAAACUAUAUAAGCAAGUGAAGAGGAGUUGGGUUGUUACAUUUGACAGCUGUACUAACCAGACAUAAAAAAAGCAGCACUGUAAGAUUGCUCUCCCCAUCCCUUCGCAAUGGAUUUCACAGAGGAACCGUUUACGGCUAUGACCACAGGAUAUUAUUCUCUUCAAACUGACCCCACUGAUUACGAUGAUUAUGACACCGGGUCGACUGAAGACCCCGGCAUGUGCAACAGAAGCUGGGUCCGGGUGUUUCGUGGCCAGUACGAACCGCCGCUCUUCUGGAUCAUCUUCAUCCUCGGCGCUGUUGGGAACCUGCUGGUGGUUUGGAUCUACACCACCGUGCGCAACCGCCUGAAAACGAUGACCGACGUGUACCUGCUCAACCUGGCUGUGGCCGACCUCCUCUUCCUGUGCAUGCUGCCCUUCUGGGCCGUCGAUGCGGUCAAAGGCUGGGACUUUGGCGUCAGCCUCUGCAAAAUGGUGUCAGCCGUCUAUAAGAUCAACUUCUUCAGCAGCAUGCUCCUUCUCACCUGCAUUAGUGUGGACCGUUACAUUGCUAUUGUGCAAGUCACCAAGGCUCAGAACCUGAAGAAAAAGAGGCUCUUCUACAGCAAACUCGCCUGCCUCGGUGUCUGGGUUGUCUCCGCACUCCUUGCCCUCCCCGAGUUUAUCUUCGCUGAGGUGAAGACUGACCAAAAUCAGCAAUCCUUCUGCGUUCUAGUCUACUCGAACAACGAAUUCAACCGGACUAAGAUCCUGGUGCUGUCCCUGCAGAUUUGCAUGGGCUUCUGCCUUCCUCUGCUGAUUAUGGUCUUCUGUUACUCUGUCAUCAUUCGCACACUUUUGCAGGCCAAGAGUUUCGAAAAGCACAAGGCCCUGCGCGUCAUCUUUGCUGUGGUGUUUGUGUUUGUUCUCUCUCAACUGCCUUACAAUAGCAUGCUGAUAGUGGAAGCCACGCAGGCAUCUAAUGUUGCCAACUUCAGCUGUGAAACUGUAAUUCGUUCUGAUAUUGCCGGACAGGUGGCCAAGAGCCUGGCAUUCACUCACGCCUGCCUCAACCCAUUCCUCUAUGUCUUCAUUGGAGUUCGGUUCAGACAAGACCUCCUAAGGAUAGUGAAGAUGUGUGCUGGAGGUCCUGGCCAUGUAGGCCUCACCAAAGUACCGGCAGCUCCCAAACGUCCCUCUGUCAUGUCAGACACUGAUACCACCCCUGCCCUUUCCAUAUAAAUGCCAAUUGUCCUAAACACGCCAAACCUGAGACCUGAGCCAGUUUAGCAUUAUCAUGUUUUUUUUCUCUCAUGCAUUACUUGCUACUAGCAGAGAAACGAUAACAUUUACAACCUCGAAAGCAAAAAAUAUCUUUGUAGUUUACAUUCUGACAUUCACAGGCACAAACCUUUCUCUGAAAUCACUGUAUAAACUGUAUAUUACUGUAAAUACUGUUUUUUUAAGUGUUUGUAGUUUGUUCCAUCUUAUAUUUGUUGUGUGCUGCUGUAACUGAACAAAAAACAAUUGUAUUUUUGACUUUCUGGUACAAAAAGGCUAUUAAAAAAUAAGAAAAAAUCU
Messenger RNA from Amphiprion ocellaris (clown anemonefish), 1644 nucleotides. Its product is annotated as C-C chemokine receptor type 9-like. The transcript is spliced from 3 exons. Gene Ontology annotation, molecular function: C-C chemokine receptor activity. Gene Ontology annotation, biological process: inflammatory response; immune response; chemotaxis. NCBI's taxonomy places the organism in Eukaryota, Metazoa, Chordata, Actinopteri, Pomacentridae. Gene Ontology annotation, cellular component: membrane. The record is from RefSeq and is a predicted model, not a curated record. Bases 190 to 1305 code for a protein of 371 amino acids.